Molecule: messenger RNA, 1811 nt
Organism: Alosa sapidissima (American shad)
Lineage: Eukaryota; Metazoa; Chordata; Actinopteri; Clupeiformes; Clupeidae
Exons: 5
Coding region: 253-747 (164 amino acids)
Cellular component (GO): MLL1 complex; NURF complex
Source: RefSeq, a predicted model, not a curated record
ACACAAGAUAACGAGAAGGACCGCGCGCUGGUGAUUGUCGCUCGCUACAUACCUUCAUGUUGCCCACACUUAUUGAAGCUGUUUUAGUGAUACAUUGUUAUUGGUUAUUACAGUAAAUACUAAACAUUUGCGGGAACAUCUGUAGGUAGUCGAAUUUAGCACCUAUUUAGGUGCUUUGCUUAUGCAAAGACGAAUUAGCUUGCUAGUAGCCUAGGCGUUAAAGCUGCAACAGCAUCUUUUCUUCAGGAGACAAUGACCUCCGCCUCCACGAAAGUGGGAGAAAUCUUCUCAGCAGCAGGUGCUGCCUUUACCAAACUGGGUGAAUUGACAAUGCAGUUACAUCCAGUGGCUGAAGCCAGUCCAGCUGGGGCUCAGGUCAAGACACCAGUGAAGAGGAAACUGUAUGAAAACAGUGGUGUCUCUCUGUCCUCUGACUCCCAGAAGAAAAGUGCAAAGAAGCCUCCACCUGCUCCAGCUCCACCUGCUGUCAUAACUGUGCCAGCCUCUCAAGUCGUCCUGACAACGGGAGUUCGAGGAUCCUCCCCGGCUCACCCCUCCAUAAAAAAACAGAAGACUGCAGAUGUCACUCUAAGCGCAUUGAAUGAUUCGGAUGUCAACAGUGACCUGGUAGACAUAGAAGGUCUCGGGGAAGGUUCAUCUAAGAAACUUAAUUUUGAUCAGGAGAGCCUCAAUCUUGACUCCAACCUGAUCAUGAAUUCUAGUGAUCUUCCCCUGCUGUCUCGUUGAGCCUUCUCACUAUUGCAAUCCCGAGGGUUAUCCAUGUGUUUCCAUCAAGCAACAAACAGCCGAUAUCUACAUACUGGGUCUCCGUCAGUUGUUGUUGCAGCAGACCUUUUGUGUUGUUUCAUCGUGGGCACCUAUCAUGCUAAAACUGUUGGAUGGUAUGUUGCCAACAUUUUGUGCAAGAAAAAUCUUUUUAUAUUACAGUGUACAUAAAAGGGUGUGUAAUUUUAAACUGGAGUUUAAAGUUGUAGUCUACAUGUAAGAACGGCCUUGGGAAUUUCCUUGUAUGGAUGAAAGUGCAAGAUUAGCUUUUGAUCUUGAGCUCUUCUGAAUUCAUGGGUCAUUUUAGAUACCUAAAACCUGUCUGAAAUUAUUAGGUAAACUUGGAAUGACCUAUUGUUGCCAUCACUGAAGGCUAUAGAUGAUAUAAUAUAUUUUUUUAUUCUUACAGUUGCUAUAAUCAUUGUACCAUUUACAGAAGAUAUUUGUAAAGCUGUGUUAAAUUUUGUAUGUAGCUUUAAGGACACUGGUAUUUUGACAUUGAUUUGUCCUUAAAGGGGAGUGAAGAAAGCGCCCUGGAAUACAUGUUCAUCCAUUCCAUUGUAGCCAAGUUAUUAUACUUGUCCACUCAAAUAUGUAAACAGAGAUGUAAACAUAAUGUAGAACAUUUUUAUUGAAAAUUUCAGGAAGUUGUAUAAUGAUCCAAAACACCUGAAAUGGUAUUCAUAAGUUAAAAAUGCAUAAAAAGCAAUUACAACAAUGAUGCAACAAUACAACUUACAAUUCUUUUAUUUUGUUUAAAAUUGUUUCACAAAAAAGUGUAAUGGGAUAAGAUGCACACUCAUUUUGAGUAACAAAUAAAGUUUUAAUGUUAUUCAUAUUUCUGGAAAGCUUACUUUCUGGAUUAAUUUACAUUCUUAAGGCUUCAGUGAUAAAAAAAAAAAAAAAAAGUGUUUCUCUGAAAGUGCUGUUCUUAUGAACAGAAGAAUACAACUGAUUAGGGCUGCAAUAAUUACUCUAUUAGUUGUCAAUUAUUAAAUUAAUCGCCAGCUAUUUUGGCGUCAUUU